AUCCUCUCAUGGUGAAACACAACUUCCAAGAUGUCUCGCGAGCAAAUAAGCUUGCGCUCGGAGCCAACAUCGAAAGGAGGCGGAUGGAUGCUGUGCGCCUUACAAUACCCUCACCGUCGCCACCAUACACACCUCCUCCUCCUCUUCUCGACCGUUCACAACAGCGAUGUACUCGACGCAACGAAGAGCGGCUAAUUCGGCCGCUGCGCCCUCUUUCAGCAGCUAUCGCUACCCUCGCUCGCGGGUUGCCAACUACCAGCAUCGCAAUCUUCACCAUCCCGGCGAGCCGCAGGGCCUUGCGCCCGUCUUUGGAAACUGGGACCACGACGUGACCAUCUCCAAUUCGCGCCUCGAGAGCGUCCUGCCUGCAGCGCCUCCCUCGACGUUUAUGCCGCGAGAGCGAGAGCAGCCGGGCUCACAGCGUCAGCCUCAGCCUCAGCCUGAGCCGCAACACCAGGCACAGCCUGCUGCUCAAUCCGAGCCUGAGUCUCUCAUCCACCUCGCACCUCUACGGCAUACCGGCGUUGGCGCGCGUCCGCUCAGCCCCACCCUCGAUCCCGUGGAAGCUUUGCGUCGUCUUCGCGAGACGAGCGAGGAGUAUAGCCCCAAGAGCGAGCCCAUCCCAGCAGGAGUGGGAGCACCAUCCCGAUGGGGGACGCUGCAGACUUCUCCUGACAUGGUGGCUUCCUUUGCUGCCGUCGAGGCGCAAGAGCCUGAAUGUAGGAGCGUGGACGCAUGGGGCACUGGUCAUGACGCGGCAAGCACGAGGAACACGCCCGACAGUCCUCCUACGCAUGCGCUGCAACACGACUUGACCUGGUCGCACUACCAUCACUCGACGCUGCUCGACUUCUGUGCGAACGCUCCUUCAGCAGGGGUCAGCGUGGCAAGCCAAGCUCACUUCCAACCUGCUCGCCGAUACAGACCCGAACAUGGGUACGAUUGGCGACCUCACCGCCAGCGAUGGGCUGGCGAACACCAAGAUGACAGGUCGAGUACCAUCGCCCCUCGCCAUCGCACGACUGGAGCAAUCAGUCCUGACGCCCAUCAUCAAUGUGCUCCUCCCGCCUCUCCAGCUACGCGCCCGCCCAUCUGGCCGUCCCUCGUUCUGCCUUUCUUCAAUCCAGCGCUGCCAACUCCUGUGCCGCACAUCGCUUCGCCGAGCUCAGGGUACAUGCCCCUGCCCACGCCUCUCUCCCCGAGGGAAGAGAUUCCCUGCGGCUACACGCCGGAUGGGCAUCCGAUCUACUGUGUGAACAAGCUCUGCGAGAUAUAUGGCCAUGUCAAGGUGCGCGAGGCGAAUGGGAGCGGGGCAUUGGCGAGGAUAUACGCGUUGUGGGGGACUUAUUGGAAUCGGGUUCAACGGAGAGCGAAGUGGAGAGCAGAGGAUCUCUUCUGGCCACUGAAGAGUGGAUACGAGACGCUAGGUGCUGGGCCUGGCGAGGAGACGCAGUCACAGUCGCAGCUGGAGUCGCAUCUGCAACCUCAGCCACUGUCUCAGCCUGAAGCGCAGCCUCAGGUAGAGAUGCAGCCCCCUCCCCAAUCGCAGCCUGAGCCUCAAGCUUCACCUCAGCAUCAGCCCCAUGCGCAAAAUGAUUCUCAAGCUUCUCCUCAGCCCGAAGAGCAGCAACAGAAGUGGCAGUAUCGUGCUGACGAGGAGGAAGACGUCCAGAUCUUCUUUUGGCAAAGGGUUCUCGAGCGCGAGAGGUCCUACUGGGACAGGAAGCCCGCGCUGGUCAUGCCUGAGAGGUAUCGGGCUUGCGACCUUUCGUGAUGUUCCAGAGAAUAGCGCGUCUUUGCC
Molecule: messenger RNA, 1801 nt
Organism: Jaminaea rosea
Lineage: Eukaryota; Fungi; Basidiomycota; Exobasidiomycetes; Microstromatales
Exons: 1
Coding region: 167-1774 (535 amino acids)
Source: RefSeq, a predicted model, not a curated record